AUGGGCGUCGGCAGCGUCUUGAACCAGCUCGAUGCGGCUCUGAGCGACCUCGUCGGCCAGUGGAAUGGCUAUUCCACCGGCAUUGCCACCCUUCUGGUCUUGGUCAUCUCUUACUCCAUCAUGACCAGAGUCGACCCUGACAUCCACCCCAUGCUGCUGGCCCGCCAGGCUCAGGGUUCGCCUGUGAGGCAGGAGGGCGAGUCUCCCAUCUACCGUGGAAAUGCUGCCCCACACGGCAUGCCCCUCAACAGUGGCUUGAACGUCAAGGCCCCCGGCGCGUCCAAGUGGUCGCAAGGUCGAGACGGUGACCUGCGGGACGUCUGGAGAAGAGUCGUCUCUGGCUCGCCUUCCGAAGAUGGUCCCUCAGCCAAAGGCAGGAUCUUGACUGUCUAUGGCAGAGAAAAGGUGACGGAACACAAGCUUAGCGAUAUCACCAGAGCUAUCAACUUGAUUGGCCAGCACAUCUCCCAGCAUGGAGGAAACAAGGUCGCCAUCUACUUGCCAAAUUCAGUCGAGUUCGUCGCAACUCUGUUCGCCUGCAGCUUCUACGGUCUGACAGCCGUCGUCCUGCCUUUCGAUGAGUCCUCGGACAUCAUUGUCUCCAUGCUCCAGCGGUCCGGUGCUGACACCGUAGUGACCGUUCCCGGUGCUUUCCCGUUCGACGGCGUUGUCAAGAGCUACCCGUCCCUCAAGCAGCUUGUCUGGGUUGUCGACCAAGGUAGCAACCACAUGGACUGGAAUGAGGUGCCAGAGGGCGUUGGCGGCAAGGUCAACGUGUCCACCUGGCAGGAUAUCCUGCACGACAGCCCCGUCACGGCCGGCAAUGAGCUGCCUGCUGAGGGUGAUACCACAGAAGCCAAAGAUGUCGUCUUUUUCUGGAAGUCGAAGUCGGGUUCCCUCGAGGAGCUGGUCCAGUUCACCCAGAAGAACCUCGUGUCUGCCAUCUCUGCUCAACUUACGGCUGUACCAACGACGCACCGAUUCUCACCUGCCGACCUCUUCCUGUCGGCAGCCCCCUUGUCUGCCUCGUUCCCGUUGGUUCUCACCCUGGCUGCACUGUACUCAAAUGCAUCCGUGGCCUUCAACUCUGUUGCAGGCACCUCUGCGGAUCUUGCCCUGGCCACCCAAGGCAUUGCGCCUACUGUCGUAGUGGCAACACCCCAGACUCUUCAGAAGACCCACAAAGAAUCGUCUGGCAAGAUCGCCUCCCUAAUUGCUUCGACUUCACACUGGAUCCAAACCCGCAGUCUGGUGCAGAAUGGGGCCAUGCCCGUUGCCUCCUUCCUGGCGUCUUACAAUGACAGAGUGAAGCCUUCUGUCGGAACCACUCCUGGCAAGCUUCGACUUCUUUAUGUUGCAGAUUCUGCUGGUGCCGGCACUCCUGUCUUGAGUGAGCUCGCUCUCUCAGAUCUACGUGUAUUUACUGGUGCGCGGGUCAUCUAUGCUCUUACGGCCGCAAAGGUGGCUGGCUCCGUUGCCCAGACCCAGUUCAAUGACUAUCGCGUACACGGAGACGGAACCGGUUCCCACUUUGGCCCUCCGGUCAGCAGCAUUGAGGUCAUCCUGAAAGACAGUGGUAGCCAUAAGACUUCAGACGAUGGCCAGAAAAUCGAGGGAGAGAUCACGGUGCGAGGCCCUGCCGUUUCGGGCGGCGUUGCUUCGCUAGGUGUGAUAGGCAAGGUCAGGGAGGACAACGUGCUGGCUUACGUCUAA
This is a messenger RNA of Neoarthrinium moseri, 1713 nucleotides long. RefSeq lists its product as uncharacterized. The record is from RefSeq and is a predicted model, not a curated record. Gene Ontology annotation, cellular component: membrane; endoplasmic reticulum. The transcript has 2 exons. Gene Ontology annotation, molecular function: long-chain fatty acid-CoA ligase activity. Bases 1 to 1713 code for a protein of 570 amino acids. NCBI's taxonomy places the organism in Eukaryota, Fungi, Ascomycota, Sordariomycetes, Amphisphaeriales, Apiosporaceae.